UGUACGUGAGAAAAAGAGGGAGAGAGAAAGAGAGAGAGAGAGAGAGAGGGAGAGAGAGAGAGAGAGAGAGAGAGAUAGCGAAUGAGUCUGAUAAGAGUGAAAGAGAGGGAGAAAAAGAGAGAGAAAGGUAUCGCGGAUUUACCACCGCUCGAAUAGAGAUUUAAUGUUUGUAAGGGCAAUAAUAUUGUAAAUUUUUCGAGUACACUGUAUUUGAAUGUGUAAGUUGCAUAAAAAAGACAGAUUUUUUAGAUAUUGCACUAUAAUAUUUAUUAUUCUAAGGUAAACGUCUACGGAGCCACGAUCGGCCGCGCGCUUUUCGUUUGGUUCGUGUGAUUUCUUAAGGAUCGAUUGAGAAAUUAAGAAAGAAAUUAAAGAAUUAAAGAUAAAGAAAAGAGAAAAAUAAGAAAAGAGAAACAAAAAAGAAAGGUCGACGAUCGAUCGAUUUGAUGGAUCGAUCUUUUUCUUUUUUUUCUUUUCUUCUUCUUUUUCUUCUUCUUCUUCUUCUUCAUCUUCUUCUUCUUCUUCUUAAUUUCUUUAUUCAAUUUGCGGAAGAACAAAUCCAAUUGUUCUUUUGCAUAUAUAAGGAAAAAAUACUGAUCGAGUUAAGAUCACGCGGGCCUUACGAGCGCCGGAUUAUUUCGCGACGAUUAUAAAUUAACAUUAUUAAUGAAAUGAGAAUGAGAGCAAAACGAGAUAUGCAUCGUUCUUUCCAAUAAAAAAAAAAAAAAUAAAAAAAAAAAAAUAAAAAAAAAAGUAAAUAAAUAAAAAAAAGAAUAUGAGGAAGCAACAUUUUUAGUGUUUACACUACGAUUGAUAAACGAUUCUAUUAUUACAUAAUAUUAUAUUAAUAACAAUAUUAUUACUGUAAUGUUUGUUUUUGGUUAUUAAAGUGUGUAUAUAGCAAUAUAUUCUAGAAAUGGUCCUCUAGUUCAUUCUCUUCUUAUAUUUUUACACUUUUUCUUUUUGUUUCUUUUUUUCCCUAUUGAAAAAACCAUUCACGAACUUUCAAUCAUAUUAUAUUAACAAAAGAUUUGAAUAAAAUAUGUAUUACAAAUACAAUAGAAAAAUAUUGUUCCCAUUAUGGCGUCUAUUGGUGCCUAUUGGUGUUAUAAACUUAUAUAGCUUAUAUCCCUUUUACACAUAAUUAAACGAUUGGAUUGGUGCGCGAUAUAAUUAUUUAUAUGUAGUAAUAAAUAGUAAUAAAUCUGACGAAAGUAAAAGAAGAAAAAAAAAAAAGAAAAGAAAAAACCACAUACCAGAUUAUAUUUUUCUCAAGAUUAAUCUUAAUCUUGAAAAAGUAUUUGUUAAUGGACAAACUUUAUAAUUUUUUUUGUAUUCAAUUAUAUUUAUACGAAUAUCUAAAGCGUAAUUCAAGUAACUCGUAAUUCGUUCGAUAAUAUUUGCAUCGAAUUAGAUUUCGAUAUAUCACAAAUAAUAACAAACCAGAUCUCACCACGUGGAGAGGUUGCUGCUUAUGGAGAUCCACGGAUUGACAGUAUCUCUACUUUAAAAUCCACGUUCCGUAAUAUCAAUCCUCAAUAUCUUUUCACUUCGGAAGCUUCAGACUAACUGGAGAUACGUGAGAUUCCACUUCCCGAAUAGUUCCCAUCGUUCGACAACGUCAGUUUCAGAUAUAAUUGAAUUAUUAAGUACAACCGUUCGUGCUUUCUGAUUUUCGAACAAUAAAAAAUGUAGUCCAAGGUAAGACUUUCAUUCUCACACCGUAUUUAUUAAAGAUUGUUUAAAUAAUUGAAAAAUUAUAAUGAGCGAAAUUAUUAAUCAUUUAAUUUGAAUCGUACGUAAAAUAAAUAUUAUUUCAAUUUUCUUUUCAUUCAUAUAUACACGAAAAAAUGCGCCAUUAUUUAUCGAUUCACGAUACUGUAAGAUUACGUUGAUUAACUCUCACAUAGACUCAUGACGGUAGAAUCUAUUUGAAGUAUUAUUCAUUGACGAGCUUUUAUAUAAAUGUAAAUAUACGAGACACUAGCGACCAUACAACUAUUGUCGGUUUUUCUAGUAACUUAAUAUAGCACGUCUAUUUUGACGUUCAAUUUAUCGUAUAAUAUUGUUUGUUUAUAAAAGUAACAAUGGCGAAUGCAAAACUUAAUAAAAUAAACAGAGUAUCUCAAUUAUUUCGUUCAAUUCAUGCUACGUUACCAAACACACUUGAAAAGACAGAACUUUCGAAAGGUUAUGUGAAUAUGAUCAAUAACGGUAUUAUCAAAUCAGUUAAUAAAGGAAUGCAUGUAUUGUUACCAUUAGGAUUACGAGUAUUGAAUAAACUUACAGCUCUUAUUGAUAAAGAAAUGAUAAACAUUGGAGCACAGAAAAUAUUGUUACCUUCUUUAACAUCAGUUAAAUUAUUAGAAAAGACUAAUAGAUAUGAAUCUGAUAAAAAUGAAUUAUUUAGUUUAACAGACAGAUAUAAAAAGAAAUAUAUUCUUAGUCCAACUUUUGAAGAAGCAGUAUGUAAUCUAAUACAUAAUCUUGGCCCUUUAUCUUCCAAAAUAUUACCCCUAAAAUUAUAUCAAAUUUCUAGUAAAUGGAGAGACGAAAUGAAACCACGUUUAGGUUUAUUACGUAGCAGAGAAUUUAUUAUGAAAGAUUUGUAUACCUUUAAUGUCAAUUUAGAUGAUGCUAAAGAUACAUAUAAUAUUAUAUGCGAGGCUUACGAUAAAAUUUUUAAUCAAAUUGGAAUAGAAUAUAUAAAAGCUAUGGGUGAUACAGGAUCUAUCGGUGGUUGUUUAUCUCAUGAGUAUCAAUAUUUAUCUGAAAUUGGAGAAGAUGUUAUUCUGUCGUGUCAAUCUUGCAACUAUUAUGUGAAUAAAAAUGUAUCUAAGCAAACUGAAUGUCCACGCUGUAGCAAAAAGUUACAAGCACAUAAUACUAUUGAGGUUGGACAUACUUUCCUCUUGGAUACAAAGUAUUCAAAACCAUUAAAUGCAUUUUACAUAGAUAAAAAUAUAGAAAAACCUCUUGUAAUGGGAUGUUUUGGAAUUGGCUUAAGUCGUAUUAUGGCUGCAGCAGUUGAAAUUCUUUCAGUUAAUGAAGAGUUAAGGUGGCCUAAAAGUUUGGCACCUUUUACAGUUUGUAUCCUACCACCGAAGGAAGGAAGCAAACAAGAAGCUGCAUCAUCUUAUAUCGAACAGAUAUACAAUAUUUUAUGUAAAUUAGGUAUAGACGCAAUACUUGAUGAUAGAACAGAUUUGACAAUAGGUAAACGUUUACUGUAUGUAAGAAACAUUGGAUAUCCUUAUGCUAUAAUCCUUGGUAAAUCUGUAAUAUCAAAAUCAAUGUUUGAACUUUAUGAUGUUUAUAACAACAAAUAUCAUGAUGUAACUUUAGAGGGUAUAAGUGAUUAUUUUAUGAACAAUUACAUUAGAGAAUCUGACAAUAUUAUGAACAAUGACAUUAGAGAAUCUGUCAAAAGAAAUUAGACCAUAGCAUUUUGAUAGAAAUUAUUUUUUAUAAUAAUUAUUAAUUAAUAAUACAUGUAUAAUACAAAACAAGUAUUAAUUAUUUCAUAAAAAUUAGAGAGACAA
This is a messenger RNA of Vespa crabro (European hornet), 3542 nucleotides long. It is a transcript of the gene ProRS-m, whose product is annotated as probable proline--tRNA ligase, mitochondrial. NCBI's taxonomy places the organism in Eukaryota, Metazoa, Arthropoda, Insecta, Hymenoptera, Vespidae. Gene Ontology annotation, cellular component: cytoplasm; mitochondrion. The transcript has 6 exons. Gene Ontology annotation, biological process: prolyl-tRNA aminoacylation. The coding region runs from base 2088 to 3437 and encodes 449 amino acids. Gene Ontology annotation, molecular function: proline-tRNA ligase activity; ATP binding. The record is from RefSeq and is a predicted model, not a curated record.